UUUGUAGACUUUCACAACUAAGUUAUCGUGACGACAAAAUGGAGUAAUUCCCCGACUUUGAUACUUUUAUUUGUGUUUGUGUGUAGUGCAAAAACAUGGAAACAAAAGUGGUAAAACUGCUAGAAACCUUGUUGAGAGAAAUAAAUGAAAUCAAACAAAAACUCAACAACGUGGAAACAAAGUUAGACAACCAGCAAUACAUCGAUCGAAUUUUUGGUGAUAUUCAUCGUUAUUUUGCCAACAAUGGUGCAAAAAUCGGUGAAUCACUCGGAAAUAAAUCUAUUGUUUCUGAGACUGUUCAAACAAAUGUUACUCCAACAGCGCCUGAAAUUGUUAAUCUCGACUUAAAAACGACUGAAAUGACGAUUGACGAUUUAAAAUCGGUGUUAAAAUACACUUUAGUUGAGGAAAUCGGGCCUCCACAUGCCCCCACAUUCAAAAUGGCGGUGAAAGUGAAUGAAAAAAUUUAUUACGGAAAAGGGAGUUCCAAACAAAGGGCUCGAGACGAAGUAACUGAAGUGGUUUUUAAAUUUUUGAACAAGAAUAAAAUUGAGGACAAGGAAAAGGAAAAAAAGAAAGAAACACAAAAUGUGAUAAUUGACUUGUCGUUGUUUGAUAAAUCAAAAAUGUCCCUUAAUAAUCUCCAAUCUUUGUUAAAAUUCAAUUUAAUCGAUCAAGUAGGCCCUGCACACGCCCCCACAUUCAAAAUGGCGGCCAAAGUGAACGGAAAAACGUAUUACGGAAGUGGAGGUUCGAAACAAAAAGCUCAAAAUAAUCUAACUCAAGUCGUUUUGCAAUCACUGAACGACAUACAAAAAAAUGAAUUGAAAAAUAAAAAACAAGAAGAAAUGUCAAAUGUCAAAAUAGAUCCAAUAAAUGUGAAAAAUAAUCAAAAAACAAUAGAAAACAUUCAUUCGUUGCUCAGCUAUCGCCUCGUCGAGCAGACCGGACCUGACCACAAACCCACAUUCAAAAUGGCGGCCAAAGUGAACGAAAAAAUUUAUUACGGUAUCGGUGGUUCCAAAAUUAAGGCACAAAUGAAUAUUGUUGAACAAGUUUUAAGGGAAUUACUCAUCAUUAAAAAUAAGGCUAAGUCACUUUCAGAGACGAACAAUGUCAAACUACUACCAACAUUUUUUAAAACCGCAAAAAAAUCCCUAAACUAUGUAAGAUCGGCACUUCAGUAUAACUUUGUGGGAAAAACCGGUUCUUUAUUCAAAAUGGCGGCUAAAGUCAACGGAAAAAUCUACUCUGGCGUUGGUGAUACUAAAACAAAAGCACGACUAGACGUUGCUGAACAAGUACAUAAAUCAUUACGUGAAACAAAUGAGUUUAGUAAACCACAAACGGAAAUAAAAACAAAAGCAUCGAAUUUUCUCAAUCGACUUUACCCCAACGCCAUCUAUACGUGUACGGAAACACGAAAUGACACUACAACCGAAUUCACUAUUGUUAUUACAAUUGCUACGCAACAAUUUGUAGGAAUCGGUCCGAGUAAGAAAAUCGCAAAGAAAGCGGCAGCAUUUUCGGCUCUCACCGGUCUUGGGAUUCCCCCAAAAACACAAAUUGCUCUUGCAAAACCCGAGUUUUUUCGCAGGUUAAUUGAAGAUAAAAUCGCGUCACUGUUGGCUUCAAAGCCUCAAUUUAGUAAAUAUACAGUUGGCGCUGGAAUUGUGAUGACCCGAAACGGGAAUUUUCUGGAUUGUGAUGUGGUUGCAGUGGCGGCGGGUACGAAAUGCAUUUCGAGUGCGAAAAUGACAAACAGUGGUGCCAACUUAAACGAUAUGCAUGCUGAAAUUUUAUCACGGAGGUGUUUACUUGGUUUUUUCUACGACCAAUUAGAAUUGUGUAUUGAAGGAAAAGAGUCGAUUUUUGUGCGAAAUGGAAACAAGUUUCGACUUGUUGACGGAAUCGAGUUUCAUUUGUACGUUGAUAAGACCCCGUGUGGAGACGCUAGUGUUUUUAGCCCCCGAAACGAGGCUAAAAAACACGGAUUUUUAAGAGUGAAAAUCGAGGCUGUUGGUGGAACAAUUUCCACGAAAAAAAAUCGAAUUUUUCACGAAAAUAAAUCCUUAACAAUGUCUUGUUCGGAUAAAAUUUGUCGAUGGAACGUUUUAGGGCUCCAAGGGGCCCUUUUAUCGAAUUUCCUCGACCCGAUUUAUCUCAAAUCGGUGAUUUUAGGUAACGUCAUACACGAAUCGCAUUUGCAGAGGGCAAUUUAUGGACGCAUCAAAGACACCGUUGAUAACCUCCCUCCCACUUACCAACUAAAUACCCCCUCCAUGUUUUUCCUCCCCUCCACUAAACCCAAAACCACUUCCAGUCCAAGUUUUGCAAUCACGUGGUCUAAAAAUGACCAACAGUGUGAAAUUAUCAAUUCCAGGACCGGACUUACCGAACUUGGACCGUCCAAAUUUUCCAAACGCACAUUUUUACAACGAUUUGGGGCCCUUAGUGAAAAAAUUUGGGGGCAAAAAUUCAAAAACAUUUACAUUGAAGCCAAAUAUGCAGCUAUGGAAUAUAAUAUUGCAAAAAAUUCCUUAAACGAUGCGUUCAAAAAUGCUGAUUUGGGCACUUGGAUUGCGAAAUCUAUAGAACACGAAAUGUUUGCCUUAAAUUAAGCAUAAUUUUAUUUUUUUUUACAAUUUUUUAACAAUAAAUUAUUUUU
Molecule: messenger RNA, 2668 nt
Organism: Tribolium madens (black flour beetle)
Lineage: Eukaryota; Metazoa; Arthropoda; Insecta; Coleoptera; Tenebrionidae
Product: double-stranded RNA-specific editase Adar-like
Exons: 8
Coding region: 96-2621 (841 amino acids)
Biological process (GO): RNA processing; adenosine to inosine editing
Cellular component (GO): cytoplasm; nucleolus
Molecular function (GO): double-stranded RNA binding; double-stranded RNA adenosine deaminase activity; tRNA-specific adenosine deaminase activity
Source: RefSeq, a predicted model, not a curated record